This is a messenger RNA of Bursaphelenchus xylophilus (pine wood nematode), 1790 nucleotides long. The record is from the annotation of a GenBank genome assembly. NCBI's taxonomy places the organism in Eukaryota, Metazoa, Nematoda, Chromadorea, Rhabditida, Aphelenchoididae.
AUGGUAUGGUUACGUUCACCGCUAUCGCUGUAAAAUCGCUUAUUUUGCCUGCAGUAUGCACUAAUCAUACCUCCUCUGAUCGUCUCGGCCUUUGUCUGUCUACAUUAACGGAACGGCUUCAAGCAUUUACACCUACAGUAACCCAAGUGUUUUAAAGUUAUCAUCGGGGGAUGUUGGUUGCGUAAAUUGUAAUCGUUUUUUUUCAUUUAAAAGGCUUGCUACAUCUCAGCUUAAAAAGUUAAGGUAGCCACAAUGUUGAAAUGGUGGACUUGUAGGAGUUGGACAUGAUCGCUAACCUCAUCACAAAGGAUUUCAAUCGUAUCGGAAAGAAAGAAUUUCCGGAGGACGAGGGCUCAUCUCAUCAUAUGCUUGAGAUCAGUCAUCAAAACACAAUGGCUUCAACCUUUGGAAAUGGAGCCGAUGAUGGGUAAAUUGAACUGCCAAAUUCUAAGUAGUCCACCUUUCAGUAGCCGGAUCAAUGCAUCCGCUGCCACUUCUGGUUCCGCCAACGGCCAUCAUUUUUUAAUAACGACCAGUGCUUCGCAACCAAAGAUUCAUGCUGCUUAUCUGCAGCCAUUGAUAUCUCAACCAACUGAUCACCACAUCAACAAUAACCUUCUACAUGGCGUCGACCUAGCAUUUUCCAACAUACACGGUUAGCUUGCUCAACUUGUAGUAGUCUGUCUUUAAUUCUAAAUCUUUGGGCUCUGUGGUCUAAAUACAUGAAUCCGUUCCGAAAACCUCUUUUAGAAGUUGUAUUUUUGUUUUUUUUAAAGUAUUUUUAUUGCCAUUAAACACUUGUUUUAGAGCAACUUGAUGUCAGCAACAUCCUAAAUAUGAGCCACAUAAAUGGACAUCUACAGAACGUGAGUCUUUCCAAUACUGCCCAUCUGGGUACAAACGGUGGGAAUCUGUCUGCCCUUCCAUUCAACGGGCAUCACGUCGUAGCAGCAGUAGCAUCUAGCUCAGCCACAAACAACGGAGGAACACUACUUAGCCACAUGCAGAAUAAUGUUAACGGAUUAAGUAGCCAUGUUCAACCUCAGACUGACGGAUCUAACUCUAAUCCAAGUGCCCAGUCCAAUGGAGGGUCCAGCUCGUCCAGUGCGAGAACAAGACAUCGGUCAUCUGCCAAUGACUCCAUGUUCAAAUGUAAUUUUUGUCCCAAAAAGUUUACGGAGCAAAAUGCAGUAAGUAUUCGUUAUCUUUAUUUAAACUGCUUCCAGUUACGUAUGCAUAUGGAAGAAUGCCGACUUGUCAGAUCCCACGAAUGUCCACAAUGCGGAAAAAGAUUCAAAGCCCGUGGGGGACUGCAACAGCACAAUAGAAUCCACCUUCAAGAACGUCCUUACCAUUGCCAUUACUGUCCAAAAAGGUUCAAUCAGAAGUCCCAUUUAGAUCAGCACGAGAGAAUUCACACAGGCAAGUAUAGUAUAAGAGUGCACUAUUAACUUGUACACUUUGUCAUGCCUUUAAAUUCAUGAUGUCUUUUAGGACAGAAACCGUUUGCCUGCCAAUUUUGUGGCCGGGCUUUUCGACAACGUUCUCAACAAAUGGGCCACGAGGCCACUCACACAAAUGCGGGGAAUGUUCUGGGUGCAUCUGGGUUGAGUAUUCAUCAUCAGCAGACGUCCCAGAUCCCUCCCGCCACGAUGGUGCAACAAACAUCAUUGGCUGACUCGGCCGGUCUCUUGCAGCAUUCGUCUGAGCGGAGUUCUCUCUCUUCUGAUCAAGUAGGCCGGGUUGAAGCGCCGUCAAGUUCUCUUUAAUUUCAGUCCAACGAACCCUGA